GCGAUGCUGGCCCUGCCGGCCCUGCUGGCCCUGCUGCCCGCCCGCAGCCCCGCGGGCUCGGCCCGCCGCUCCGCCCGCACCAGGUCUGUGAGUCAAGUGUGUGUGGAAAAGUCACUCAUUUUCAGAAGUAACACCCCUUAUCCUACAGACAUCAUUGCUGUCCCUGGUGGACACGAUCUGUUCUGUGUACAACUGAAUGACUCAAAGUUGAACUAUUUCCAACAGCCCCAGGAUAUCAAAGAAUCUGAUUUUAUGAAGUUCUUAGAGAAGUAUGGCAGACACUCUUUCAUAGCCCCAUCACAAGUCCAGCCAUUGUUCUCUGCUUUUUACCGUGCUGGUGAUCCAAUCCUAAUCUACUUUGAUUCAUCAUCUGUACUGAGCACGCUCAGCCAGCCAGUAAAAAUGGGAGCCAGUGGACUUUGUGUUGAUGGAAAUCCUGCUGGCUUCCUGGACAGUAAAAGUACAAGCUGUACUCGGAUUUUUGCCGAUUUGAGCAAGAGCUGCGUGACUGACCCUGCCCUCAAUGCUGCCUCUUACUACCAGGAUUUCACUGUGCUGAAGGUCCCAGUUAGUGGCACCAUUGUGCAGUCCAUGAAGGUAAAUGUCACUGCAGUUGCACCGCCUGGAGCUCCCCAGAUGAGAGACAACACAUGUAUCAACGUGGUUUCGGAGGUGAUCUAUGAGAUAGAAUACAGUGGCACGAGUGGGAUUCAGAGUGUUUCUGUCCAGUUCAAAGUGAGCAACAUCUCUGGGAACGUUGGAUCCUCUCUGCAGCAGCACUUCACCUUGCACUUCUGGACCAAGACCCUCUCUCGUACGUUGCCCAGAAGUGGAAACCCUGGCUAUAUCACUGGAGCACCACUGUUAAUUGCGAACAGUGGUGCCAUGCAGCAUAUGAGCAUCUUACAGAGUGAAAGUGAUGGGAGUUGCUCACAGUUCCUCAGACACACAGUGCAGUUCAGGAGGAACAUGAGAACAGGCUGCAACCUCAGCCUAUCCCCGUUACUGGAAGAGAGUAACUGCAGUUACGUCCAGCAGAAGUUAUACAAGGCUUUUCAGGGGAUGAACAAAACAGAGGCCCUUGCUAUGAUUGGCAGUGCUCAUUCAACCCAGACGGAAGAGUGGACAACCAUUCUGGUUCAGAGCUGCAGUGUGCAGGCUGUGAAUUGCUCUUCCUGUUGUGUGGUUCCUGUGACCCUGGAGAUUCAGAUACUGUGGACUAAAGUGGGCCUCCUGUCCAACCCCCAAGCUCAAAUACUGGGUGCACGAUACUUUUACCAGUGUCGCCCCCUGAAGCUCCUGAGCACACAGACAGUACCUGUGACAACUGUCGUUACCUUCACUGACAUGACAGAGUGGCCAGAACCACCCCGGGGCCAGCCCCAAAGGCACUGGAAACUCCCAUUUGACAUCUUUUUCCCAUUCAAGGUGGCACUGAAUUUAGAAAGCAGUUACAGAGUUGAUCUGACUGGCUGUUUUUUGUUUAUUCUAAUAAUUUCUGGUAUUCUCUGCUUUUGAAAAAUAGGUGAAGCCUGUACUUAAAAUCAGUAAGUGAAUUGGUACAUUCCGAAUAUGACCCAGGAAGUUGUUGGAUGAAAGUAUGUUUUUUAGCAAAAUUAUCUUAAAUUCUUCAGAAGAUGGAAAAAUCUGCCCCAUACGAUGCCAGGUACUCAAGUGGAAUCAGUAGGGGGCAGGAUGAUCAGAGCCUCUUGUUAAUAAAAUGUAUUGGUUGCUUUUGUACAUAAACUGCGUGUAGCAAAUUUGUUGCUCUCCCUCAUUACAAUCUUUUAAAAAAGGGUGCAAAAAUAAGCUGAAAACCUUGUAAUUA
Molecule: messenger RNA, 1828 nt
Organism: Empidonax traillii (willow flycatcher)
Lineage: Eukaryota; Metazoa; Chordata; Aves; Passeriformes; Tyrannidae
Gene: TCTN3
Product: tectonic family member 3
Exons: 14
Coding region: 4-1518 (504 amino acids)
Biological process (GO): cilium assembly; smoothened signaling pathway
Source: RefSeq, a predicted model, not a curated record